Ilex paraguariensis (yerba mate) is the source of this 706-nucleotide messenger RNA. The record is from the annotation of a GenBank genome assembly. NCBI's taxonomy places the organism in Eukaryota, Viridiplantae, Streptophyta, Magnoliopsida, Aquifoliales, Aquifoliaceae.
CUUUGCAUCAGUAUCUAAGAGGAAUUCUACUAGAGUAUUUCUUUCUUUGGUAGCAAAUUUGGGAUGGUCUCUGCACCAGCUAGAUGUGAAAAAUGCAUGCCUUCACGGUGAUUUGGAAGAGGAAGUGUAUAUGGAUGCACCUCAUGGUUUUCCAUCUCCAGAAGAGAAGGUCGGGAGGACAGAGUGUAAGAACUGCCUUGUGUGGGCUAAAAGUGACAAUUUAGCCAGGGACGUGAUGAAACUCUCAUCAGACACUAUGGUAGGCUAUAUUGUCAUGAAAGAUCCGUCUACUGGGGCUAGAAGUAACCUAUUGAGGAUGAGAGGUGCUGGUGUUGUUGGUGUUUACCACCCUUUGAUUGAUGAGAAACUGGUGAAAGUUCUGCAUGGGAGGAAUAAGAAGGUAUAUGCCUGGACUGUUGAUGAUGAGGCCUCCAUGCAUAAUAUGUUGUACAAGCGUGUCGACGCUAUUAUCACAAGCAACCCCACCUUACUUCAGCAUUUAAUGCAAGAGAUCAGAACACAAUGCCUCGACGAAGGCAUUUCUUUGUCAUCUUGAGCACUAAAAAAGUUCCGAUUGUCAAGCUUGUACUAAUGUGGAUAUCCUUUUCUUUCACAUUUUGUGGGUGUUGAAACAUUUUGUUGUAUACGGCCUUUCUUUUAACAACUUGGCUUAAUUAGGCUGACUGGUGCUUACUUUUUUUAUGGG